Struthio camelus australis is the source of this 1302-nucleotide messenger RNA. NCBI's taxonomy places the organism in Eukaryota, Metazoa, Chordata, Aves, Struthioniformes, Struthionidae. The record is from RefSeq and is a predicted model, not a curated record.
AUGCCGGUGCGGGAGGUGACAGGAUGGGCGAUGCUCCGCGGGCUCUCCCGCAGCGGCAUCGAGGGCCCCCGAGGUCCCCCUGGCACCCGGGGCAAACCUGGCGACGAUGGCAAACCCGGCCUCAACGGCAAGAAUGGAGAAAAGGGUGAUGCUGGAGCCCCCGGCAGAGAUGGAGAAAAGGGUGAUGCUGGAGCCCCCGGCAGAGAUGGUUUGCCAGGCCUCCCUGGCAUCGCUGGACCGAAGGGGGACCCAGGGGAGCCUGGAUCCAGAGGGGAGCCGGGGCGACCUGGCAACCCUGGAGCGCGCGGUGAGCCUGGGACAGGAGUGAACAUCGAACAUAGCCUGGAAGCCCUUGGCAUCAAGAUCUCCUCCCUCAAGGAGCUCACGGGUGCCUACGACGGGAGCUCGGACUCAUUCCUGCCCGUGUCCGAACGCCUGCGGGGCCAGAAGGGCAGCAGAGGGGAGCCGGGAGAGAGAGGGCCUCCGGGCAGAGAGGGCACCGCUGGCCCGCCGGGCACCCAGGGCCCGUCUGGGAUGAAGGGAGAUCCGGGGGAGCCUGGCUCCAGCAUCCGCGUGAGUCGCUGUGCCCUCCUGGAGCUCCCCGUCCCCAUCGGCGCCAGCCCUGACCCCCCGAAGGCAGCCGGCACCUUCCCACGGGGACUUGUCGUUCCUCGGCCAGCCGAGACUGGGCAGCCCCUGGCUGGCCCCGCCGGCCUGGCCGGCGAGCCGGCGCUGAUGGAGGGAAUCUUGCUGGGUGAACCCGGCUCCAAGGGUGACCGGGGCUUGCCUGGCCCCAAGGGAGAGAAGGGGGAGCCUGGAAGAUUUGGGGAGCCUGGAGAUCCCGGGGAAGACGGAGCCAAAGGAUCGUCCGGAGCCAAGGGGGAAAAGGGCUCUCCUGGUGUCGGCGUGCGGGGACCUCCAGGACAGGACGGACCUCCUGGCUUGAAGGGUGACACUGGCUUGCCAGGCCCACCAGGACCCCCGGGCUUGGCAGGUGUCGCAGGGACCCCGCAGGAGCUGGGGGAGAUCUGCGCCGCGCAGGGUCUCACCGUCAACCCUUUCUUGCAGGGAGACAUCGGGGCCAUGGGGCCCAAAGGAGACAAGGGAGAGCGUGGCCUGAAGGGCACAGAAGGGGACAAGGGGGACAAAGGGGAGCAGGGCAUCCCUGGAGAGAAGGGCUGGGCGGGAGAAGCCUGGUCGCUGCCCGCAGCCGUUUUGGAUCUCGUCCAUCAAGCUUUGUUGCCUGGGGGGAGCAGGGAGAUGGCUGAGGCCAAACCUCAGCCUGCAGCCACCUCUCGCUGA